Rubroshorea leprosula is the source of this 3177-nucleotide messenger RNA. The record is from the annotation of a GenBank genome assembly. Lineage: Eukaryota; Viridiplantae; Streptophyta; Magnoliopsida; Malvales; Dipterocarpaceae.
AUACACUCUACCGAAAGAAACAAAAACCCUAAUCUAGAGGGGAAGAUUUAAGAGCAAGACAAGCUUGGGUUUGAUUCAUCUCAAUUUGGGAGAGGAGUACAGAAGUGCAGAGGAGUAGUGUCGAUUUUCUUGACUUUGAUUUGGUGGAGAGAGGAGCGGUAAAGGAAAAAAGGAGUCAAGAUGAGGAUUAUGAUAAAGGGAGGUGUGUGGAAGAACACGGAGGAUGAGAUUUUGAAGGCUGCGGUUAUGAAAUAUGGCAAAAAUCAGUGGGCGCGAAUCUCUUCCCUACUUGUUCGCAAGUCGGCCAAGCAGUGCAAGGCUCGCUGGUACGAGUGGCUUGACCCCUCCAUUAAGAAGACCGAGUGGACGAGAGAGGAGGAUGAGAAACUUCUUCAUCUUGCCAAGCUCAUGCCUACACAGUGGAGGACAAUAGCACCAAUUGUUGGCCGUACUCCAUCACAGUGCCUUGAAAGGUAUGAGAAACUCCUUGAUGCAGCCUGUGCAAAAGAUGAGAACUAUGAGCCAGGUGAUGACCCAAGGAAAUUGCGCCCAGGAGAGAUUGACCCUAACCCUGAGUCAAAACCUGCACGUCCAGAUCCAGUUGAUAUGGAUGAGGAUGAGAAAGAAAUGCUUUCUGAAGCUCGAGCUCGAUUAGCCAACACUAGGGGGAAGAAGGCAAAGAGGAAAGCCAGGGAGAAGCAGCUUGAGGAGGCCAGGAGGCUUGCUUCUUUGCAGAAAAGAAGAGAACUUAAGGCUGCUGGAAUUGACACUAGGCAACGCAAGAGGAAAAGGAGGGGAAUUGAUUACAAUGCAGAAAUCCCAUUUGAGAAGAGGCCUCCCCCAGGUUUUUUUGAUGUUACUGAUGAGGAUAGGCCUGUGGAGCAGGUCAAGUUCCCAACUACUAUUGAAGAGCUCGAGGGAAAAAGAAGAGUUGAUGUAGAAGCCCAACUGAGAAAGCAGGACAUUGCAAAGAAUAAAAUAGCUCAGAGGCAGGAUGCUCCAUCAGCUAUAUUGCAGGCCAACAAGCUGAAUGAUCCUGAAACAGUCAGGAGGAGAUCAAAGCUUAUGCUCCCAGCACCUCAGAUUUCUGAUCAUGAACUGGAAGAGAUUGCAAAGAUGGGCUAUGCUAGUGAUCUUCUUGCAGGGAGUGAGGAGCUAACCGAAGGCAGUGGUGCAACACGUGCUCUUCUUGCAAAUUAUUCUCAGACACCAAGGCAGGGGAUGACACCAUUACGAACCCCACAAAGAACACCUGCUGGUAAGGGUGAUGCUAUUAUGAUGGAAGCUGAAAAUCUUGCCAGAUUGAGAGAGUCUCAGACACCAUUGUUGGGAGGAGAAAAUCCAGAGUUGCACCCUUCAGAUUUUUCAGGGGUUACUCCUAAGAAAAGAGAGAUCCACACACCAAACCCGAUGCUCACACCUUCAAUGACUCCUGGAGUUGCUGGUCAAACUCCUAGAAUUGGCAUGACACCUUCAAGAGAUGGCUAUUCUUUUGGAAUGACACCAAAAGGAACUCCAAUUAGGGAUGAGCUCCACAUAAACGAAGAUUUGGAUAUGCAGGACAGUGCUAAACUUGAGCAGAGAAGACAAGCUGAUCUGAGAAGGAACUUGCGGUCUGGACUUGGCAGUCUUCCACAGCCCAAGAAUGAGUACCAGAUAGUUAUCCAACCCCCUCCAGAAGAUAAUGAAGAACAACCGGAGCAGAAGAUUGAAGAAGACAUGUCUGAUAGGCUAGCCAGAGAGAAGGCUGAGGAAGAAGCACGGCAGCAGGCAUUACUACGGAAAAGAUCAAAAGUGCUGCAGAGGGAGCUCCCCAGACCACCUGCUGCAUCAUUGGAGCUUAUUAGAGAUUCUUUGAUGAGAACUGAUGUGGACAAGAGUUCUUUUGUUCCUCCUACUUCAAUUGAGCAGGCUGAUGAAAUGAUAAGAAAGGAGCUUCUGGCCUUGCUGGAACAUGACAAUGCAAAGUAUCCACUUGAGGAAAGAGCAAUCAAAGGGAAGAAGAAAGGAGUCAAGCGCCCUGCAAAUGAAUCUGUCCCUGUCAUAGAGGAUUUUGAAGAAGAUGAAGUUAAAGAGGCUGAUUCUUUGAUAAGAGAGGAGGCUGAGUAUCUUCAUGUGGCAAUGGGGCAUGAAAAUGAAACGCUUGAUGAUUUUGUUGAAGCACAUAAUACCUGCCUAAAUGAUCUUAUGUACUUCCCUACUCGUAAUGCAUAUGGUCUCUCUAGUGUUGCUAACAAUAUGGAGAAACUUGCAGCACUCCAGACCGAGUAUGAUAAUGUGAGGAAGAAGAUGGAUGGUGACAAGGUGAAGGCAGAAAGCCUUGAGAAGAAGUUCAAUGUUCUCACACAGGGUUAUGAGAGACGAGCUACAACCCUGUGGCGUCAAAUUGAGUCAACUUUUAAGCAGAUGGACACCGCAGGAACUGAAUUGGAAUGUUUUCAAGCAUUGCAAAAGCAGGAGAAGCUAGCAGCCAAACACAGAAUAAAUGAUCUCUGGGAGGAGGUUCAAAAGCAAAAGCUGCUUGAGCAAACUCUACAAAGACGAUAUGGAGAUCUUUUGGCUGAGCUUGAAAGGACACAAAAUCAGAUAAACAUCUACAGAGCACAAGCACAAAAACAAGAAGAAAUUGCAGCAGAGAAUCAUGCUUCUGAGUCAGCAGAGGCUGUAGCAAAUAAAACUGCUUUGUCAACAAGCCCAGAACUUUCUGAGCUUGUACCAUCAGAUGAUCUUGUAAUCUCUAAACCAGAAGGCAAUGUCCCUGAAAAAGUUGAAGGCGAGAGUGUUGCGAAUGGGGAUGUCAUGCAGACAGACAAAGCCGUAGAUAUGCUGGAAAAUUCAGCUGGCGAGCAACAAGAUAGUUGAAAAUUCACCAGUCUCGCGGAGAUUUUGCCCAAAACAAAUCGGAUCUGAGGGUAAAGUUGCGAAAUCAGAAUAUAGAUUAGAGGAUUGCGGAAUGGCAGUGGGACACCCAACAAGUCAGUAACAAAAUUCUCCACUGUUUCCUGUUGUACUUUUGGCAUCCAGAUUUUCCACAGAACUUGAUAUAAGAGACUUAGAAAAAAAAAAAAUUUAAGAAAAAAAACUUGCGGUGAAUGUAAAAUGUGAUAUUAUUACAAUGAGUUACUGUCAUGCCUAUGAGCAUUUUCUUUGUGGCUUAAAAUUCAGUCUAUUUGAUUU